Scylla paramamosain (green mud crab) is the source of this 1753-nucleotide messenger RNA. Its product is annotated as transmembrane protein 135-like. The record is from RefSeq and is a predicted model, not a curated record. NCBI's taxonomy places the organism in Eukaryota, Metazoa, Arthropoda, Malacostraca, Decapoda, Portunidae. The coding region runs from base 182 to 502 and encodes 106 amino acids. The transcript is spliced from 6 exons.
UUCUCACAUGAUGGCAUUUCAGGAGCUUGUUGAGAUGGUGAAGGCAAAGAAGGCGGCUCAGGCUGCUGCAGUGGGAAAAAAGUGAGGAGCCAAACCCUGCUGUCUUCUUUCCUUUGUGUUGCCCUUUAGGUAGUGAGGAGAGACAGGUACCAGCAGGAGCAGUAGUGGUAACAACAGCAGGAUGGGGAGCUUCAGCAAGAUCCUGCCAUACUCCUGCUAUGAGCUCGGCCACUGCUGGAAACACUCGUGCUCCUCAGCCUCCUUUGAAAUCUGUAUCAUUGGGUUCAUUGAAAGCAUCAAAAUCUAUGGUGUGGUGUACUUGCUAACCGGUCUUGUGAAUGCUCGGAAAAUAAGUAUGAAGUAUGGAAAAAAAGCUCUUGAAGAACUACUUAACAUCAGUUUGUUUCCUGACAGUCAAUGCUUUUGGGUACAUUGGCUCCUACUGUGUUGUCAGAAGGUGGAAUUUGAGUCGGCCAAGCUUCAGAAAUGCAGGAAGGAUUAGCGGUGAUGACUGCAGGCUGCCAUCGACCCGCAGGUCAUCACAGGAAUCAAAUGCAGCAUCAGUAUGGCUCACCAAACACUUCCCCUCACACUGGUGGUGUUGACCUGCCUUGUGAACACCUGCCCUCCUGUGUUCCUGCCCUUAAUAGCCCUCCAGGUGACAUCAGAAUGUGGAUGAGGGGACAAGAGAGCCAGUGUUCCAAGUACCACCACCAUCACCACUGCCACCACCACCACCACCACCACCAUCAGGAGCACAGAUUCACUGAAGUCUCUACCAAGAUUUCUUUGAGUUUUUUGAUAAAUUUAACUUCCAGGAGAGAGAGAGAUGCUGAUUGUUAAAGGCAGUGUGUGAAGCCUGCCCACUGUCUUUGUAUAUACAGGUUAGGGUGUGUGUGUGUGUGUGUGUGUGUGUGUGUGUGUGUGUGUGUGUGUGUGUGUGUGUGUGUGUGUGUGUGUGUGUGAGUGUUUGUUUGUUUUGUAUCCUCCACACUGCUGGUCUUAAUCUAGCUUGCCAAACUAAAUGAAGUCAUCCACAGCCACAGCCUUAUUCUUCCUUUCAUUUGUAUCUACACAGUCCUAUGAGCAGCUCCUCCUCCUCCUCCUCCUCCUCCUCCUCCUCCUCCUCCUCCUCCUCCUCCUCCUCCUCCUCCUCCUCCUCCUCCUCCUCCUCCUCCUCCUUGUCUUCCUUCUAUUAUUCCUGUUUCCUUGUAUGUCUUAUUCCUCCUCCUCCUCCUCCUCCUCCUCCUCUUAAUGUUUUCUCUUUCACUGCUGUUCAUGAAAGUGUUGAAGAAAUAUUAGUUAUAUCUGGCAGUGAUCAGACCUCAUGUACAGAUGUGGUCCCUUACUACAGACACAGCCUAAGGUAACCUAACCCAAUCAUUUCAGAAGGUGGAAUUUGAGUCUCUCUCUCUCUCUCUCUCUCUCUCUCUCUCUCUCUCUCUCUCUCUCUCUCUCUCUCUCUCUCUCUCUCUCUCUCUCUCUCUCUCUCUCUCUCUCUCUCUCUCUCUCUCUCUCUCUCUCUCUCUCUCUCUCUCUCUCUCUCUCUCUCUCUCUCUCUCUCUCUCUCUCUCUCUCUCUGUUUGGAAUUAUACUGUAUAUUAAGAAAUAUCAUUAAAGAGUGUGUGUGUGUGUGUGUGUAAAAAGUGUUUGCAUUAUUGUGCAUUUGAUAUUAUAGCCCCAGGUUCUUAAAAUUUUCUGGUUUCAUGAUUUAUAAAGAUUGCUAUUUUUAAUAAAGUUAUUGAAAUUGUUA